AACCGUCUCUCGGAACGGUUGUUUUCCGCGUAGCUUCGCGUUAAGUGACAGUCAACGAUGAAAUUAUAACUUUUAAAAACUUGUGAAUCCAUAGUGAAUAUCUAUUGUAUAAUCGAUAGGAAACUGUGAAGUGCCUUUUGAAUAAUAUUAUUGUUAACUGUAAGAAUAAGAAAGUUAAUCGUGAGUUGUCCGACUCGAAAUGCAUGCAUUCCACGGAGACUGUUGAACUUUUAUUUUUUUUUUUUCGUACUGUGUAGCUUUUUGAUUCAUAUCAAGUAUUGUUUAAUAUAUUUAUCUUGUCUAAUAACUUAUUUAUAAACAAUAGCAUACUCAGCAGUAGUGAAGUGUUUAGAAAAACAUUCAAUAAGAUGUGUUGUCCUGUAGUUAGCAAAUUAACUAGCAACGAGGAUUGCCGAAACAUUCAAGGCUAGCCAGACGAUUAGACAUUCCAGUUGUUCACUGACAACGGGAAGAACCUUGGAAGUACGUUGCUGACUUCGAUCACACAUAAACGUGCUGUCACUUACGCAAGCUCGCUAACCACGCAAAGACAUCAAAAAGCGAGGUUGGAGGAAAUCGAGGGGUGCACUUGGGUGAUGUGCCGGGAACAUCACACGAAAGUGCAGUUGGACGUCACCUGAUGAAAUCGGUGGAUUUGGUGCCGCCCAGAAACUGAAUGAGGCGAUACGAUGAAGUUCUCGUCAGGCUCGAGUUCGAGCAGCCUCGCCAGCGACUCGUUGUCGAGGAAAUCGACAUUGUGUAUCUACACGGAGGUGGAUGCCACUGCGCCACAGCCGCAUAUCGAAAGGAUGGAUAGCAGCUCAGAAGCAAUGGAGUUGAGGCGGGAGCUCGACGCUGUUAGGAGUGCGCUCCAACAGCAGUCGGAGUCCGUCCUCAAGCAAAGGCAUCAGCUAGUAGAAGCUGGACAGGCUCUCGCCGCUCGUGACAAGCAAGCAGUACAAGAACGACGGUUGAGGCAAGAUCAACUAGCGCUAGUCCUCCGUUCGCUUGUUUUACUAGAAUCAAGAUUGACCCGAGAACAGAGACAAAUUCAUGUUGCGCUCCAACAGAAAGAGAAAAUAAUCAAGUCGCAGCAAGAAGAGAUUAUCAAGCUCAAAGCUCGCAAAUCUUACUGCAGUAACUGUCAACAGCUCCUCGGUUUCACAAGCGAACAAACCAAUAUUGAGACUGAUCCAGAAUUCCAGAGCCUUGAGAGCACCGAUUCGAGAUUUCAAAAUACAUUUAUAAGAAGCUGUAGUUAUCGUGAAAGAAAUUCUCCACCGGUUUUCCAAAAAAAUACUAGGCUAAGUAAAAGCUUUCAAUUGCCGAAGAAUGAUAUCGUAUACGGUAAUACUAGUUCCAGUGAAGAAGGGAACAAUGGGACUGUCGCAAGCAAAGGUACGUUUAUCAAAAACAAACAAGCUUUUGUCAGACGUGACGUAUUCAGACGAUCGAGAAAAUAUUCCGGAAGAAAAAAUAAUAUACAAAAAAGUUACAAUCAAGCUAAUAAUAGUAGUAGUGCCGAAGAAUGCGUUGGUAUGAGUUAUCAUGUUAAUCACGAAGAUAAUGAUAUGACUGCUAAUCAAAUUGCUAAAUACAUAAGAAGAGCAUCACAAAAGAUUGAUCAAAUAAUAGGAGAGGCAAAUAAAAAAGAACAAGAAAAUACAGCAAGCGAUUCAGAUAAAACAUAUUCAACCAAAAAGGAGCAAUUGCACGGGAUUAAGAGACAAGCUUCUGAUGAAAUAAAAGCAAAUCGACAACUUUUCCUUAAUAAUGUUCUGAAUGAAGAAGCAAAUGAAAAACCUUGGUACUGCAAUGUAAGUGAUCCUGAGCAAGAUACAGAUUGUCUACAACACCAAAGAGGUCUAUCGAAUAAUCCUAAAUCAAAAUCCACCGACGAUCUCUUAGGUACAGAUUUUAAAAGAAACAUGUCUAAUAUACAUCCCUUAUCUACUAAAAACGAAGUAUUGUGUAAUAAUAUGCUGAAAAAUAAUUCAUCUGAGAAAUAUAGUUCUAACUUUGAUGAUAAAAAUAAUAAUACUAUGGAGUCCAGUAUAUGUAAACAAAGUAACGAGAUAAACGAAAAUUGGUAUGCGAGCACUAGUGACGCUGAUGAUAGCCCUACCAAUGAAAUAUAUAAAAAUAAUCCAGUACUAGAAUGUGUUAAUCAAAUACUCCUACAAAACUCAUUAGAUGAUAGUAGCAAUGACAAUUCUAAGUCUAGUGAAAUUGCGAGCCCGAAAUCAUCGACUAAACGUGUACAGUUUUCUACAUUGAACAGCAUAACAUACGACGAUAAACUGCGAACUAAUGGUAACAGUCAUACGUUACCUCGUUCUGACAAAAGGGCAAAUAAAAUCGUUAAGUUCAGCUUAGAAACUGCCUCUGAGCACAGUUAUGAAGUACCGAACACAGCUCAAGGAUUUCAAUAUGAAAUACAAAGUAUUUAUAGCAAUGAAUAUGAGCCCAUUAUUACUAAAUCCACUGAAUCCAAGCCUGUGCCAUCAAUAAGACCUGUAUUAUCUAAUGAUAAGCCCAACGUUCCUAAAAUAAGAGGCUCGAUUGUAAAAAAUAUUGCGGCAAAUAUAGAAAGUCGGAGUAACAAUAUAGAAAAUAAUGACAAUGAUCUGGGGUCUAUGAAAAUCUUCAAUAAAAGAAAAGUGCCACGUACUCCUCCUGCACUGCCGCCUAAACCAAAGAACUUAUCAGCUAAAUGGAAAGCUGAAAAUACUGUCAGACCAUCGACAGAACCGUUAGACUCUGAAGCCGUUGCGGCUAAUCAACGGGUUGCAGAUGUUAAGAUGAGAAAAGUAGGACAAGUAGCGACUGUUAAUAGUAUAGAACCGGACUACUGCUCCAUUUCCGAGAUAAAUGUUCCAGUAGUCAGUAAUGGUAAAAGGGAGUUGCUACUUACACAGCCAACGGUUGAAAUACACAAUGAACAAUACCCGAUACACACAAUCAAUCAAAGAAACAGUGUGGCUAAAGUCGUGUCCUUGCCACGUAUACAAAAUAAAAUCAGCGACAAAGAUAUUCCAAAACUUCCGCAAGUUACUGAAAUUAUCAUUCCAGAUGACGAAGAUAAGCCAAAUGAAGAACAAAAUCAUCAAUUUCAACAUACUACCGACAGUUACUUGACUAACUUUAGUAUACAUCCUCUGCAACCAAAAUUGGACCCUCGUGCUUCAAUACAAAUGGGAAACACAGUGUCUUCUAUACUAUCUGAAAUUAACAAGGGAGGCAAAAGUGGCAAUAAGCAAAUUAAUCUAACAGAACUGGAUCAUCAAUUCAAUCAUGUACCCGAAAAAUCACAGACUAGUAAUGCAGAAUUACAUAAAGCAGAAUAUUUCGACGAGAUAGAUAAGUUUGAUUUGUCGCAGAACUUUGAAGAAUUUAAAAUAGAUGAUGAACUCGGCAGCAUUGUCGCGGAAGAAUAUCGUAUUAGCUCCGGAAGCAGCGAUGGUUCCAUGUCAGACGUGGUAACCGAACAUAUACUUACCGUUGUACCUGAUAAAGACAGUCAGCAUAAUGCUACAAGCACUCAUGCUGAAAAUAAAAAAAGCGAUACCUUUCUUGAAAACAAUGAAAGUGGAUUGAACAAAGGUUUGACGAAAAAUGGUAAGCUAUCCAAUAAACCUGAUCUCCUAUCUAACAUAGAGAAUUUAGAGACUGAAUCGGUAAGGAAUUCUGAUAUAGAGUCGAGUAAUUCCUCUGGAAGUAACAGUGGUUCAUACAACACAGUCAAAUGUGAACCUAGAAUGAUUCUGAAUAACAAUAACCCAGAAUUGAACGCAAAUAAAGGAAAAGGACCGUUUGAUUUCUUCCUUGAGUCUUCUGGUCUUAGUUCUAAGUCAAUUUUCACGCCUACUAAGAAUCAAGGCAUUAGGCCGCCUCGACCUCCGAGUGCCAAUCACAAAAACGUGUUGAAACCUAAAGACAUUAAGAUGCGAGUUAAAAAUCCCGUAGCAACGAACAAAAUCAACGAAAAGCCUAUGUUGACAGCUAUUAAGUAUUUUGAACCUUAUGUUUAAGUCCAGUAAUAUAAUAAUUAUUAUAUUGUUUAUUUUUUAAUUUAUUUAUUGUAAAAAUGAACUUGCCUGCAUAAUAUUAAUGUGAAAUGUGUAAUUUAUAUUCUUUGUAAAUAUUAUAGAUAUCUAUAUCUAGUUAUUUUUUAAUUAAAAAAUAUUUUAACUAUU
Galleria mellonella (greater wax moth) is the source of this 4196-nucleotide messenger RNA. RefSeq lists its product as uncharacterized. The coding region runs from base 690 to 4031 and encodes 1113 amino acids. The transcript has 3 exons. The record is from RefSeq and is a predicted model, not a curated record. NCBI's taxonomy places the organism in Eukaryota, Metazoa, Arthropoda, Insecta, Lepidoptera, Pyralidae.